AUGAAGCUUAUCCCCACCCACCACUUCCGAGACAUUGAGCGGAAACCAGAAUACCUUCAGCCAGAAAAGUUUGUCCCACCUCCCUACCCUGGUCCUGCGGGAACCAUGUGGUUUAUCCGUGACGGCUAUGGCAUCGCCUGUGCCAUUGUGAACUGGUUUCUGGUCCUCUAUGCGGAGUUUGUGGUCCUCUUUGUCAUGCUGAUUCCAUCUCGAGACUACGUGUACAGCAUCAUCAACAGAACUGUGUUCAACCUGCUGGCCUUCUUGGCCUUGGCUUCCCACUGCUGGGCCAUGCUGACGGACCCCGGGGCAGUACCCAAAGGAAAUGCCACUAAAGAGUUCAUCGAGAGUUUGCAGUUGAAGCCUGGGCAGGUGGUGUACAAGAGUCCCAAAUGCUGCAACAUCAAGCCUGACCGAGCCCACCACUGCAGUGUUUGUAAGCAGUGCAUUCACAAGAUGGACCACCAUUGUCUCUGGGUCAAUAACUGUGUCGGCGAGAACAACCAGAAGUACUUCGUCCUGUUUACAAUGUACAUAGCCCUCAUUUCCUUGCACGCCCUCAUCAUGGUGGGAUUCCACUUCCUGCAUUGCUUUGAAGAAGAUUGGACAAAAUGCAGCUCUUUCUCACCACCUACCACGGUGAUCCUCCUCAUCUUGCUGUGCUUCGAGGUGCUGCUCUUCCUCAUUUUCACGUCAGUGAUGUUUGGGACCUAAGUGCACUCCAUCUGCACAGAUGAAACGGGAAUAGAACAAUUGAAAAAGGAAGAGAGAAGAUGGGCUAAAAAAACAAAGUGGAUGAACAUGAAAGCCGUUUUUGGCCACCCCUUCUCUCUAGGCUGGGUAAGCCCCUUUGCCACGCCAGUCCAAGGAAAGGCAGACCCGUACCAGUAUGUGGUCUGA
Castor canadensis (American beaver) is the source of this 900-nucleotide messenger RNA. Its product is annotated as palmitoyltransferase ZDHHC3-like. Lineage: Eukaryota; Metazoa; Chordata; Mammalia; Rodentia; Castoridae. The record is from RefSeq and is a predicted model, not a curated record. Gene Ontology annotation, molecular function: palmitoyltransferase activity.